Molecule: messenger RNA, 913 nt
Organism: Daphnia magna
Lineage: Eukaryota; Metazoa; Arthropoda; Branchiopoda; Diplostraca; Daphniidae
Exons: 3
Coding region: 152-781 (209 amino acids)
Source: RefSeq, a predicted model, not a curated record
CAGACAGUGGUGUUACCUUGAAAAAGUAAUUAACGCAAAUCGCUCGGGGUGAUUUUUGGGUUCAAAGUGGACGUAUAAAAGCUCGACGUAACCCGACAUCAAUAUCGCAGAUCAACUUUUAUCUUCAACCACCAAACUACUCUAUUUCAACAUGAAGUCUGUACUUGUUACCUUGUCGUUGCUGAGCUUGUUGGUUACAUGUGACGCCUGGUUUCUCAACCUGAAAUCUGACAAAAAAGACAAACUGGGCAAGGUGACACCAGCACCGAAUACACGAAAGGUGAUUCUCGUAGCCAGGAAGGUCUACGUUCCCAUGUACGCCUCUGACGACACUGCUACAUCAGACAUGUCCGGCCGUUUGUUGCCAGUCUCUCCUGUACUGGCCACUUCUGGAGCUGUGAUGGGAGGACAACAGCAACCGCUUGACUAUUCUUCAAUGUAUUAUCAACCUCCAGUUGCUGCGUAUGCCAUGUCCGGUCCAGCUGAUGUGUCAGCAGGUUACGUAGCUCCUUCAGCCUAUGCUGCCCCGGUACCAGUCCCCGUCAACGUAGACGCAGCUAUGCAGCCUUAUGUAUUCUAUCCUGGUGGAUAUGGUGCUGCUGGCCCACAGUACGUGCAAUAUGCUAGUGCAGCAUCAGCACCUGAGACAUGGGUGAUGCAGUACGCCGGUGGUGAGGCUGUUCCAGCUGGACUUUAUUCUCCAACGGGAACUGACGGCGAGACAGUAACCCAGGAACUUGCCGUCUCGGCACAGCCAAGUGAAGCGUAUCCAAGUGUUUGACCGCAUUUAUAGUGCCUAGUUUUUUACCUUCAAUUUUUUUUAGCUUGUUUUAAUUUUUCUCAAAAUUGACUAUCGACAAACUUGCUUGUAAAUAUGCAAUACAUUAAACACGCGUUACUUUAAAGCAAAAAA